Messenger RNA from Trichobilharzia szidati, 2568 nucleotides. The record is from the annotation of a GenBank genome assembly. NCBI's taxonomy places the organism in Eukaryota, Metazoa, Platyhelminthes, Trematoda, Strigeidida, Schistosomatidae.
AUGGAUUCGCCAAUCUGUACAGAAAACAAUCAUGCUCCAUUCAAGGAUCAAAUUGACGAUGAAACUGUCAUGUUCGACUUGGACAUGAGUGUUGAUGGUAUGCCGGAUACACCAUUGAAAAAUGAUGAUAAUGAUUCUGAUACACAGAAAUCUCGAACUAAUCAAUCAGGCAAUUCACUUUCUGCUCUGCCUUCAAGACGUGAGAGUAGAUUAAAGUCAGAGAAUGCUUCACGUUCUGCUUCAUUCUCAGGACUUGCUGAUAAUGUUCACUUGGAGGAUAUUUAUGAAUAUGAUUGGGCAGAUAGUGAUUCUGAAUCUCCAGGUGGAAAAAAUGAAAAAGAAUCGUAUAUUGUGCAGGAAAUUCUUGCUGAUUAUUUAAAGAUUAAAUCUUUUAAACGUAAAUAUCCUGAUCUAUCAAGACGUGCAAUGGAUGCUUAUGAACGUUCAUGGUUACAACAAGAAGGCAUUGUUCCUGUUGGUCGUGCAGAUCUUGGCCUAACAGCACUUAAAACAGAUGAUGUUAUGAAGUUGCUGCAACAAGAUUAUCCAGAAGUACAUGUUGCCCUGACUGAUCUAUUUCGUCGACGAAAGUUUAAGACAACAAUUGAAAAUCAAAAACGUCAAUAUGAAGCUGCUCGUAUUGAACGCGGUGAAGCUCGAGCUGAGGCUGCACGUCGACGGGCUUUAGAUUCAGCUGCUGAUUAUAACCAUCGUCUUAUAAGUGAACGUUUAAAUUCCAGGCGGUGUUAUUGGGAUUUACAAACAAUGCAAAUUCAUAUACCACAAAGAAAGUAUAAACUAUUAGAUUAUACAAAUAUUCCUACUGGUGCUGUUAUACCUGGACAAUUUGCUGAAUAUUAUAUGAAUUAUACCCCGGAACAAUUAUCCUACCUUCCACUUUCACGUGUACUAUAUCCACAUCCAUUGCAAAAGCAUAAAAAUCCACCUCCGCUGCCUACAACACUUCGAUUUGGAUCAAUUAAACCUAAAGUCAGUACACCACCGGUUGUUAUGACUACUACUAAUUCAGAUUUCGGGGAUCAGUAUUCAACUGGUGGAGAUAAUUCCCGGUUAAUGGAUCCUUCAAAUCAUCAUUAUAAUAAUGAUAAUAAUAAUUAUAAUAAUAAUAAUAAUAGUAAUAAUCAUAUUAUGAAUUCAACAGAUGGUGUGCACCGAGGUGUGCAUCAUACUGAUGGAACAUUUUCGGCUACAGGCAAUGGUAAUACUAAUUCAAAUACAUUUUCUACGGAAUCAGAUGUGGAUAAGGCGAAUAGUUCAAUUUAUCGACGAUUUAAAACAAAUGUUGGCGAUAUGAAUACCGAGAAUCCAAGUUGUGUUGUUUGUGGACAAUUGGCUUUAAAUUAUAUACGUUGUUCUGAGUGUAAAUUAAUUGGACAUCCAAAAUGUUUAGAUAUCCCUGAUUCUAUGAUACCAGGUGUGAAAAGUUACGCUUGGACCUGCUUAGAAUGCAAGCGUUGUGUAGAGUGUAAUGAUUCUGGUCAAGAGGAUCAAAUGAUGUUCUGUGAUCGUUGUGAUCGUGGUUAUCAUGCCUUUUGUGUUGGUCUUGGUCGAAUACCUAAUGGAAAAUGGGAAUGUCUACUGUGUGAAGCCUUGCCAACACCAGCAAAGAAAGGUCGACCAAGGAAAUAUGCUCCUAAGGAUAUGGAUGAUUUACCCUGGGGAUAUAGUGUAAGAAAGCCGUGUAAACCAAAAGUGAAGAGUAUUAGCAAUUUUCCCCGACCGAAACCAAUGUAUGAUAUUAAAAAAGAUGCGCCUGUAAGGCUGCUUACUCCUGCUGCUUCACACAACAUUCUCCUCUCAACAGCAGCAGCAGGAGGUGGAGGGGUAGGAGGAGGUAAUACUAGUGGUAAUAUAGAAGUCCCUAAACGUCGUAGAGGUCGACCACCGAAGAAAAAACCUAUAAUACCAAGUUUACCAACUCCAAUUUCAUCGUAUAUUCAAAAUCCGAGUAGUUUUACUGCAGCACCUUCAGAGAUAUCAGCCUCUUUGCCAACUGCUCCAUCGACACCACGACCUGAAAAUGAGUCGCAUCCAGUCACCUAUCCCACUAUUACUACUACUAAUACCACUACUACUAUUGCUACUGUUAGUAAUGCUAUCGCUCCUGAAAAAGAAGUACCGUGUAAUGAUAAAAUUCCCAAUUCUCAAGAGAAAACAGAAGAAUCCACUCCGCAUAAUCCUGUUGAAAUCAGUGAAGGGGAUAAAGUUACUGUAAAACAUGAUUCUGAAGUAUCGAUCUCUGAUGUGACAAAUUUAAACGAUUCGAAUAAUGUUGAAAAAUAAUUUAUUGACUUGUGUGUUUGUUUGUUGGUUGGUUUGUGUAUGCGUGUGUAUCUGCACGCCUCAAUGUCUAUAACAACUGUGAAUUUCCUUUGUUACAUUUUAAAAUGUAAUAUGUUCUCUUUUGUUUUUGCUGUUUCACUUGUUCUUGUAAAAUAAUUGUAGAUAAAAACGACAGGGAUUUCUUUUCAUCUCUUAUUUCUUUCUUGAAAUGUGUUCAUAAUAUUUUUUCUAUUGUAAAUGUAAGUAUUUGUUUCUUUCUUUUGC